Neogale vison (American mink) is the source of this 4632-nucleotide messenger RNA. Its product is annotated as maestro heat-like repeat family member 5. Gene Ontology annotation, cellular component: cytoplasm. The record is from RefSeq and is a predicted model, not a curated record. Lineage: Eukaryota; Metazoa; Chordata; Mammalia; Carnivora; Mustelidae.
AUGGACGGGCAGCACUCGGAAAAGCCACACAGCCACACCACGGCGGAUAGGAUGUCAUCGACCACGUCCCAGAAUCCCAGGUCAGCCCAGCGCCAGGCUGGGACAUGUGGGAACCCAGAAGGGGACGCCCGAUGCCCUACUUCCCACAGAAUCUUCUCCCCUGUCUCCAGAUCCACGAAGGACCUAUCUUACAUGAAGGUACCUGCCCACAGGGACAGACAGACACACCCCACCACCAUCCUGCUCUGCAAGUCACAGAGCAGCCAGGCUGCUCUGGUGCCCAAGGAGCACAAGAUGUUCAUGGAGGAAGCCUACAAUGCAGCCAUUUGUUUCAAGAUGCUCCGGGACCUGAAUAGUUCAGACCCCCUCCGCUUGAAGUACAUCAUCAAGAAGAUCAAGAACAUGGCUUAUGGGGCCCCCAACCUGGUGCUGGAAACGAUCCAUGACUACUUUGUAGACAAUCCUGAGAUCUCCUCCCGACACAAGUUCCGGCUAUUCCACGUCCUGGAGGCAGUCAUUGAAUCCAGUGACUCCCUGGAGGAGGCCUGGGAGAAAUCGUUCAUGCAGCUGGCCCUGGAGAACAUGACCAAGUCCACGGAGCUGGAAGAGGCAUACCAGGACGCGGCCAGUAACGUCCUGCUGGCCAUCUGUAGGCACUCAUGGCGGGUGGUGGCCCGGCACCUGGAGACCGAGGUCCUGACGGGUGUCUUCCCGCACCGCAGCCUCCUCUACGUGAUGGGCAUCCUGACCUCUACUGAGAUCAUCUUCAAGCAGGGAGACAAGGCUUGUUGGGAAGAGCACCUGGCCCAGAUGGCUGUUAAGUCGGUCCAGUUCCUGAACACAGAUGCGUGGUACAAGGCACUGCUGUUGGCACUCACCAAGCCUGACCAGACAUGCCAGGAGCAGCCCCCAGAGAAGGCUUUUCUCUUCAUCUACUAUGGGCUGAUCCUUCAAGCUGAGGACAACAGCACCACCGUCAGGGCGCACCUGAGAAGCCUCCUGGACACAUCCCACCAGUGGCCCAAGCAGAGGGAGGGUAUCGCGCUCACCAUAGGACUGGCUGCCGUGCGCCACCUGGACCACGUCUGGGCUGUCCUGGAGCAGUUCGGCCAGAGCACGCCCAUUAAGUGGAGCCUCCAGAGCUUCUGCCUGCAGAACUCAGAGGACCCGCGGUGGAAGUGGGCCAGCAGCACCGUGCUCCUCGCUUACGGCCAGGUGGCAGCCAGGGCCAAGGCGCACAUCCUCCCGUGGGCGGACAACAUCUUGUCGCGGAUGGUCUUCUAUUUCCACUAUAGCUCCUGGGUACGGCUCCCCAGGGCCACCCCUCUGGAGCACAGCCUCGUCACAGCCCAGGACGAGACCCUGAAGCAGAGCUUCCUCACCGCUGUCCUCAUGCUGGUGGGGGCCAUCAGCCGCAACGAGGGAGCCCACAGCUACGAGUUCUCCCAGAUCUCCGAGCUCCUCGAGUGUCUGAUGGUGCUGAUGGAGAAGGAACCCCAGGACACGCUGUGCACCUCAACUCGCCAGCAGGCCAUUCACAUCGUCGCCAGCCUCUGUAAGCUGAGGCCACCCCUGGACUUGGAGAGGAAGUCACGGGUUCUGUCCGUCUGCCUGCACAGCGUGUUGGCCCUGCCCCUGCUGGACGUCCUGGAGAAACACACCUGUCUCUUUCUAGAGCCGCCCAACAUACAGACCCUCUACAACAAGACCGCAGAGGCCCUGGACCAGAUGCUACAGAGUUUCAUCAUACAGAACCCUACGACCGACGAGCUGCACUUCCUGCUGUCGCACCUGUACCUCUGGCUGGCGUCGGAGAAGGCACACGAGCGGCAGCGGGCUAUGCACAGCUGCAUGGCCCUUCUCAGAUUCCUGAGCCAAAACCCCUACCUGGAUCCAAAAGAAGACUUCAAGCGGACUGGGCAGCUGGUGUGCAUGCUGGGGAUUUUGUGCCAGGACCCGGACAGGGCCACCCAGCACUCCAGCCUGGAAGGAGUGGGCCACCUCUACCAGCUCCUGAGGUGCCAGAGAGCGACGGAAACUCGGAAGGUGGAGGUGCAGACCCCGGAGCAGCUUUCUCAGGCCCCCGGAGAUGGGGCUCCCGUCUGGAGCAGCGGAGACCAGAAGACAGCUCCGCCGGCCUCUCAGGAGCCGGUGUUCCCGAAGGACGGCGUCCUCCAGCUUGACAGCUCCCAAGUCAUCAAGGAGGUCAUGAAGCAUCUCACGAUGGCAGAGCUGACCGACCUCCUCUGGACAGCCAUCGAAGGCCUGGGCUCCACCAGCCCCUUCCGCGUUCAGGCAGCCGCCGACAUGCUGCUCACCGCCAUCAAGGAGCACGGGGCCAACCUGGAGACCGUUGCCAACCUGGGCCGCGCCAUCCACUUGCAGCUGUGCUCCGUCCGCAUCCCCCAGGCCAAGGAAGACAUCCUGCACGCUGUCACCCUGCUAGCCCGGAGCCACACGCCGGAGCUGGUGGCCACCUUCCUGGACUUCUCCAUUCCCCUGGACAGCCAUGCCUUCCGCUUGUGGAGGGCCCUGGGGGCCGAGCAGCCCGUGAGCCGCCUGGUCCUGGCCAUGCUACUGGACUGGCUGCGGGAGCGGCCACUGCCCGCCGGGGCCAGAAACGGCAGCCCCCAGCCCAAGGACCAGCCCUGGCUGCGCUCGCUGGCUGCCGUGAGCACCCUGCACGAGCUGCAGUUCGCCCGGGAGUUCCAGAAGGCGGUGCGGGAGGCCCACCCGGAGCUGCUGCUGGCCCUCCUCACCCAGCUGCACUACGUCUUGGAGCUGAACCUGCCAGAGGGGCCCCAGCCCGGCCAGGAGGCCCCGGAGACAGCCACACCCAGCCCGCAGAGCACGUCCCUGGAAGCACUGAAAAGCCUGCUGUCCACCACGGGGCACUGGCAGGACUUCGCGCUCCUGGAGCUGCAGGACGCCUGGAAACUCUUCACCACCAUCCACACCUACCCGCAGGGCGUGGGUCUCCUCGCCAGGGCCAUGGUGCAGAACCGCUGCCAACAGAUCAAAGCAGUGACCAGCCAGCUGCUGCCCAGCCUGCAGAGCAAGGAGGAGCGGGAGAGGAAGGUGGCCAUCCUCAUCCUCACCGAGUUCCUCUACAGCCCCACCAUGCUGGAGGUGCUCCCCAGACAGGCUGCCCAGACCACGCUGGCCCGAAGCCUCAGGGACCCCAGCCCCGAGGUCCGCGUGUUGAGCCUGCAGGGCCUAGGAAACAUCCUUUUCCACCCAGAGAAGGGAGGCCUGCUCUGCGGACAGCUGCCGUCCUUCCUCGACGGCUUCUUCCAGAACAGCGAGCAGGUGGCUGUGCAGCUCAUGGGCACCGUGUCUGACGUGCUGCACCGCCUGGGCACACACGGCGCGGCCGCCCAAAGCCUCAGGGUCGCCAUCUACGCCCGCUCCUUUUUUGACGACGUGAGUGCCCCGGGGGGGGAAGCGGGGUGCCCCUACUUGUGCCCCUCCUGUGCCUACACCUGGUCCUCAAAGGCAGGGGGAUCCCCAGCUGCCCUGCACCUGUGCUGGGGAGACGCCCCCAGGGGGAUACCCGGGUGCCCGAGACACCCACGCAGAGCCGGGCCGAGCCAGGCCAAGUGGCCGCCAGGUGGCGCUCGGCCCCUCUCCACGAGGCUGACCGAGCAGCCCUCCCACCCCCACCAGCCCCUCGGCCGCGGGAGGUCGGGAAGAGACCCUGAGCAAAGAGACAGGAGUUCAGGUCCUCCCGGAAUGCCUGGAACCUGUCUGACAGGGGAGGCACAGCCCUGCCCCCGGGGGCUGGGAACCUGGGGAAGGGGCUCUGCAGCCAGAAAUGAGCCCCAUCCCCUCCGCAGGAUGGGCCCCGGGCUGGGUGGGGAUUGGGUUCAAUAGACCCAGGCGGGUUCGGCUGUGGCUCUGAGCCCCCACCUUGCAGGAGCGGGCUGGGAUCCGGGCGGCAGCCAUGGCGCUGUUCGGGGACCUGGUAGCUGCCGUGGCCGGCAGGGAGCUGAGCGGCCUGCGGGCCCAGGUACACCAGAGCAUGGUGCCCCUGCUCCUGCACCUGAGGGACUGCUCUCCAGCCGUUGUCAAGCAGGCCAAGUUCGCCCUGUACCGCUGCGCCCGGCAGCUCCGGUGGCGGCUUCCGCACACCCUCUUCUGCACGCUGGCCUGGGAGCGGGGCCUCAGCGCCCGCCACUUCCUCUGGACCUGCCUGGUGAGGGGCCUGGGGCGCAGGGACAGGCUGCCUUUGGCAGAAGGGGGAGGCGGGGCGGGGGACGCUGGAGCCAGGCUCUCGCAGGUGUGGCCCCAGGGCCGGCAGGGGCGGGGCAGGGCGGGGUCCACAGUCCCGCCCCCACAGCGCUGUCCUCUGGCCAGAUGACCCGCAGCCAGGAGGAGUUCAGCAUCCACUUGGCGCAGGCCCUCAGCUACCUGCACAGCCGGCACCGCCACAUCAAGACCUGGGCGGCGCUCUUCAUAGGCUACACCACCUGCUACCACCCCCAGGCUGUGUCCCAGAUGCUGGACAGCGUUGACACAAACCUGCUCUUCUCUACUUUCGAGGAUCUCAAAAAGGACCCAGAGCCUGGCAUCCGGGAAUUUGCCACCAGACAGUCCUCCUUUCUCCAGAAGGUGGCAGCCGGACCGCAGUGA